This is a messenger RNA of Chenopodium quinoa (quinoa), 3263 nucleotides long. Its product is annotated as protein LONGIFOLIA 1-like. Gene Ontology annotation, biological process: regulation of monopolar cell growth. The transcript is spliced from 4 exons. The record is from RefSeq and is a predicted model, not a curated record. Lineage: Eukaryota; Viridiplantae; Streptophyta; Magnoliopsida; Caryophyllales; Amaranthaceae. The coding region runs from base 220 to 2595 and encodes 791 amino acids.
UAACGAUAAAGCCGUGAAAUUCUCAUAACCCAAAAUCACACACUUAAAAACUCAGUGAACCAGAGAGAGAGAGUGAGAGACUGUAUUCAUUUUUCUAGAGAGAGAAUGUAAAGAAGAAGAAGAAACUCAGAAAUUUCAAUGGUGGUUUUCUGAUUUCUGGAGAUUGAAGGAGGUUUUAGAGAGAGAAGGAGAGAGUUUAGGUGUUUUUAGAGAGAGAAAAUGACGACAACAGGGAUAACAAUCCAUGACCAGAACUUAGAGAAGCAAAUCGAGAAGCAUAUGGGAGGUUGUAUGGCUGGUUUCUUCAACCUCUUUGAUCGUAAUCAUCUUCUUUCUGGAAAACGCCUUUAUCCUAAACGUCUUCCUCCUUCUAUCUCUUCUACGGCUGGUGAUUCUGCAUCAGAAUCAAUCUCAAUCGUUGGAUCUCCUCCGCCAUUAUCGACGGAGUCUGAGAAGCCGAAGCAGAAACCUCAACCAGACGUUAAAUUACCAGCACCGGAAAGUGUACCGGCGACGCCAAACUCCACGACGGAGUCGGUAAAAUCAUCGCCAUGGAAGUUCAACCGAGAAGCUCCGAGGCUCUCGCUUGACAGUCGAGCAAUUACCGACGCCAAAGGCGGACUUCGACCGCGAGAGAUUCGAAUCAACACUGUCUCCACUUCCGCUUCCGCCGCCGAUGAUUCGAGAGAGAAUCAGCGUCAGUCUCCGAGCGUUAUUGCUCGGCUAAUGGGGCUCGAACAACUUCCGAGCUCCUCCGGUGAACCGCCGGAGAAGAAGGUCGAACUUCGUAGAUCAGCUUCUGAGUCUAGAUCGAGAGAUUAUCGGUUUUUUGAUACUCCGAGCUUUCUCUCUCCUGUAACAACCAAUAACGAAGUUAUAGGAGAGAGAAAAUCGGAUCAAAAACCUGGUAUCACUCGAAACCAGAACAACAAUGGCGGAAAAAUUAACAAUAUUCAGAAAGUAAAAAAUCAUAAUGUUAAUAAUUUUAAUAAUAAUAAUAACAAUAAUCAGAGGAGAUUAAUGGUGGAAAGGAGGAGUUAUUAUGAUACGGCGGAUUUUUUUCCGCCGGAACUUCCGGUAAAGCAACAACAGCAUCAGCAACAUCAAGCGGCGGUGUCGAUUUACGGCGAAAUCGGACGGCGGAUGAGAAUGAGAGGAACCGAUGAGCCAUUGAAGGAUCUAGAAACUCUUAAGCACAUUCUAGAAGCUCUCCAGCUCAAAGGCCUUCUACAUUCAUCAACUGCUACAACAACUAAUUCUCGCAACAACCGGAGAUUCUCAUCGGAGGAAGAAUCUCCGGUUGUUUUAAUGAGACCGGCGAGGUCUCCAGUGAAUAAUCGCCGGAGGAAUGUGAAUAAUGCGAAUAAUGCUUCCUCCGGCGAGAGUCCGAGGAGAGAGAGACCGGCGAGAAGUCCGAUGAGGUCGCCGGGGAGAAAUGAGAACCGAAGUUCGAGUCCUUCGGUUCGACGAAAAGGCGGUCCAUUAAGCGUCGAAACGCAGAGGAGAACCAAUGAAACCACGACGACAACGACAAUGACAACAUCAAGUAGCAGCAGAGUUUCGCAUCAUUCGCCUGUUCAUUCACCGAAGAUGACGCCUACAAGGCGGUCUGAUCAGACGGUGAAUCGGUCGCCUCGGAAUCGGCGAUCAACGGUCGAGAAUUGUCAGGGAGAUAGAAUCCUCAGUGGUCCUGCAUUUGCUGAGGAUGAAACAUCUACGACUAUUUCCGAAAGUAGCUUUAGCACUGCUUCACAUACCGACAAUGAGCGAUGGAGGGGAGAAGAGUAUAGAGAUGGACGGAAUUUACUUGAGAGGUGUGAUAAGCUAUUGCACAGCAUAGCUGAGAUUACUGCAAACUCGAACUCGAACUCGAGCUCGGCGGAGUUACAGCAGCCGAGUCCGGUAUCGGUGCUGGACUCAUCAUAUUACAAAGAGGAUGAGUCGUCACCGUCCCCUGUUAAAAAACGAACCAUUGAUUUCAAAGAUCAAGUAGUUAUGGAAUUGGAAGAUGAACUAUUGUGGAGCCCAUCUUCUAUAAUCCAAUUAUCUAAGCUUGAUCAUGACAUUGAUUCAUCAGACUACUCAGAAUUCAGCUAUGUUUCAGAGGUACUCAGAGCAUCAAAUUACCUACCAGACGACAACACUAACGUAUUUCUGUUACUAGAGAAGCAAAGUUCGAUUAGAGGCAAUAAAGACAAGUCCAAGGCUUCUAUUCUUCAAAGGAAGCUCAUUUUCGAUACCAUCACGGAAAUCCUCGAUCGAAACAGACAACUCCCUCCUUGGAAAUUGAUUUCAAUCUCAAAUUCAGCCUACGGGAGAUCAGCAUUGGAGCAAAUUUGGUCGGAAUUCCAAAAAAUACGCGAGCAAGGUCCAUCAGAGGAUCUCUUCGAGGUCAUAUGUGGGGUGCUAAAGAAGGAUUUAGCUGAGGACUCAGUAAACGGAUGGGCUGAUAGUCCGGUGGAGAUGUCUGAGGCGGUGCUUGACAUCGAACGGAUGAUAUUCAAGGAUCUAAUCGGCGAAACCAUCCGAGAUCUCGCUACCUUUGCUGGUAAAAGUAUGGAACUACAAGCACCUUGUAGGAAGUUAGUUUUCUAAAAGCGCGGGAAAAGAGACAAAAUUAGAAAAUUUGCAAAGAGUGGAGAUAGAGAGCAGCUUUUGGCGCGCUUUUUCUGUUUAGCGUUUUUAUAAUUUUUAUUAUUUUUAAUAUCCACCAUCAAAAGGGCCCCCUCCACUUAUUGGUUAGUUUAUUAUUAUUAGGAGUAAAUUUUAAUUUUAAUUUUUUAACUUAAUUUCUAAGGUUUCAUCAACCAUGGUUUUUUGUGGUAAUAUUAUGGAAUUGUGGACUUAGAUUUGAGAAUGUAGGCUCAGCUGAAACCCAGGCAAAUCUAACGGUCACUUUUUUCUUUUCUUUUUCUUUUUCAAUUUUAGUUUUUCUUUUAGUGAAAAAGAUGUAAAGUAAUUAGGAUAUUCAUAAGUAAAAAUAAUUAUAAAGGAAGUGUCAUGUGAAGAGCAUGUGGGUGAGCUGAAAAGGGCAGAAGAAGGGUUAUAUGAAAAAAAUAAAAAGAGAAAAAACAAGGGUGGGGUCCAAUUAGGAUUAAUGUUUUGUGAUUAAUAAUUAAAAAAGGGGGAAAUCCAUGUGUUUUUUGUCUCUAAGUAAGAAAGAUUUGUAAUGAUGAGUAGUAGUUGUAUUUUUAAUUUGUAAUUUGUGUUAGUGUUGGUUGUGAUAAAAGAUUAUGGAAAUGACAGAGUGAGGUUGAAGAUUA